Messenger RNA from Anastrepha obliqua, 2188 nucleotides. RefSeq names its product proton-associated sugar transporter A (gene Slc45-1). NCBI's taxonomy places the organism in Eukaryota, Metazoa, Arthropoda, Insecta, Diptera, Tephritidae. Bases 187 to 2019 code for a protein of 610 amino acids. Gene Ontology annotation, molecular function: sucrose:proton symporter activity. Gene Ontology annotation, cellular component: membrane. The record is from RefSeq and is a predicted model, not a curated record. The transcript has 7 exons.
UGUUGGUGGUGUACAAUCAGAAAAAUUGAAAAAUCUUUUGCGGUUUUGAGCUUCGUGUUUCGUUUUACAUACGAUACGUGCUGUAGUAUUAGUGUAUAUAUUGGAAAUAUUCGGAUUACAUAUUUCUGAUUAAGUUUGCUUGCUCUUCAACAUCUCAAACCUCAAUCAGUAUAAUAAAAUCCGGAAAUGGUUGGUGUAGCCGCAGCUGCCAGUGAGCAGAGUAUGUCAUCGACGAAAAAUCCUAUGAUUAAAUAUAUGUUGAAAGCUCGCGAAAACCAUGCUCGUAAUCAGAAACACGACUACUCACACGUCUUCCGGCUCAAGACGCGUUUUGAAAUGUUUCGGCUUGCCGUUAUUGCAAUGGCCAUAGAGUUUGCCUAUGCGGCCGAAACGUCCUUCGUGUCCCCGAUCUUAUUACAGAUUGGCAUCGAUCACAAACUUAUGACCAUGGCCUGGGGCGUUUCUCCCGUUAUUGGGUUUUUCAUCUCGCCAUUAUUAGGAUCGAUUAGUGAUCGUUGUACACUUAAUUGGGGUAGACGUCGACCGAUCAUUACUGUCCUAUCGGUGGGUAUCUUAACAGGCUUGAUACUGGUGCCUUACGGAAAAGAUCUUGGUUUGUUAUUGGGCGAUAUUGGAUAUAAUACAACCACAACCAAUAAUUUAACGGCUACGAAUGAUGGAUUAGCGGCUGCUUUAGUUUCAUCUGACGCAGAAAACACGGAUGGGCCGGUUACAGCGAAUUUCAAAUUUGCUGCGAUAUUGACAAUACUUGGCAUGGUACUGUUGGACCUGAAUGCAGAUACUUGUCAAACACCGGCUCGUACGUACAUGUUGGAUGUGUGUGUACCUGAGGAUCAGGCACGUGGCCUAACCACCUUUUCACUGUUGGCAGGUUUCGGUGGUACGAUUGGUUAUGCCAUCGGUGGCAUCGACUGGGAGAAAACAAAAUUUGGCGCAGCAUUAGGUGGCAACAUUCCUACGGUUUUUGGAAUGGUCACCAUUAUAUUCAUCAUUUGUUACUUUGUCACCAUUACAACGUUCCGCGAAAUUCCACUGAGGUUAAUCGAAAGAGACGAAAUGUUGAGACCCCUUUCAGCCACUGCUAUUAAGAAGGAAAUAACCAAAAAGAACAACGCUGUUUAUUACAUUAAAGAGACCGAUGCUUUGGAGCUAGAAUAUGCUAAACAGGAAGAAAAGUAUGACAUGGAAAGCUACCAAAAUGGUUAUUCACCAGCCAUGGCAAACACAAAUAAAGAUAAUCAACCAUCUCAGUCUACACCCAGCAAUAACAAUAAGACAAUGGCUGUUGAACUGGAUGAAGGCAUGGACGCGCCUAUCACAUUGGCAAAGUACUUGAAGAGCAUUUUCGUGAUGCCCCGUUCAAUGCGAAUACUCGCACUGACAAACCUUCUCUGCUGGAUGGGUCAUGUGACAUACUGUUUGUACUUUACGGACUUCGUUGGGGAGGCGGUAUUCCAUGGAGAUCCAACCGCUCCACCCGGCUCAGAGGCAGCUGAGUUGUAUGAAGCCGGUAUUCGCUUUGGUUGUUGGGGAAUGUCUGUGUACGCUUUAUCUUGUUCUAUUUAUUCGAUUUCGGUAACCAAGCUGAGGAAGCUAUUAGGAACUAAAGUUGUUUACAUUACUGGCAUACUGUACUAUGGCGUCGGUAUGUUAAUAUUGGCCAUCUGGCCAACCAAGUGGGGUGUCAUCGUGUUUAGUACUUCAGCGGGCAUACUGUAUGGCACUAUUUUCACAAUCCCAUACAUUCUGGUGGCCAACUAUCAUGCAAAAGAUUGUUUCCGCAUGCACAAUGGCGAAUCAGUUCCUCUGAAACAGGCCCGUGGCUUAGGCACAGAUGUGGCGAUCAUUAGCAGUAUGGUAUUUAUAGCGCAGCUGGUAAUCUCAUUGUCUAUAGGUCCAUUAAUUUCAUGGAUGAAGACGACUUGUGCCAUAUUAUAUGCAUCUACAUUUUUAGCGUCAAUUGCUGCAAUAUCUGCAAUGUUUGUUUUAUAUGUGUAAAAAUUAUUGUUAGACAUGUACAUGCAUACAUGUAAUAUUAAAAUCAGAAUACUGUAUAGAUUAUGUGCCAAAAAUUACUGUUAUCUCGAUAAAAUAUUUAGGAUAAAAAAUACUUUGUAAUUGAAGCAACUGUAAUUUAUUUGAAUAACAUGCUUUUGAAUUAUUUCAA